AUGCAUAAAUUGGAACCUGAAGUGAAAAAAUUUGCAUUAUUACCAAAAGUCGCGUCAAAUAUUGGAACAAAUUUAAAACAAAUUGGUAAUUUGUUAAUAACAGAAUGCAUAAAAACAAAUAAUAUAGAAAAGCAAAAUACCACAAAAAAUUUUUUGAAAUUAGUACAAGAAGAUUAUGGAAUAUUUAUAAACAAAACAGUAGAAGAAAAUGUUACACAAUAUAAACAACAGAAAAAAGUUACGCUUCCAUCUAUGGAAGAUAUAAAAAAGCUACACUCAUAUCUAAAAAACGAAAGAAAAUUAUUAUAUGCAAAACUUCAGAAAAAAUUUAUGUACAACACAUGGCUGGAACUUACAAAAGUUACACUUACAUCCACACAAGUUUUUAAUAGAAGAAGAGCAGGAGAGAUUGAACGUGUUACUAUAGAAGAUUUUCAUACUCGCGAAGGUAUAACGAACGAAACCUAUUUAGAUUUAUACAAAUCAUUAGGAACAAAUUUACAACAGGUUGCUGAUAAAUACGUAAGAUUUUUAAUUCGUGGGAAAUUAGGACGCACAGUGCCUGUGAUUUUAGACGUGGAAUUAGUUCGAUGUAUUGAAUUAAUUUUGAAGCAUCGAAAGAAUGCAAAUAUUCCUGAAAAAAAUCCAUAUGUGUUCGGCAUACCUAAUAACACUAGCAAUAAACGCUAUUUCAAAUAUUUAAGAGCGUGUAUUCUUAUGCGAAAUUUUUCUAAAAAAUGUGCACAAAUACCACAUUUAUUAAGAGGUACUGAAUUACGCAAACAUAUUGCUACAACGUGCAUUACGUUAAAUUUAUCUGAAAAUGAAGUGGAUGAUUUGGCAAACUUUAUGGGACAUCACGAAAAAAUUCAUAAACGCCACUACCGUCAAUCAAUACCAGCAAUAGAGAUCAUUCGUAUGACGAAAUUUCUUCAACUAGCAUUAGGUGAAAAUGUGCAACAGCAAUCCAAUAAUAGUGAUUCAGAAGAAGAGAUACAAGGUACCAGUAAAGAUACCUCAAGUGCAGAAUCGGAAAGCGAUGCCGAAUCAUGUGUAAGUUCACGUAAGCCUCCUUCAGUACAAUCUGGAAACAAAUUUCUUACAACUUACAUAACAGACAAGAAACAAAAAUCUGUAAAAAAGAAAACUGUACGCCAAAAUCAUACAAUUGCGAAUAACGAUAAUGAUUCCGAUGAAAGUUAUUCUCCAAAGAUAAAGAAACGUCGCAGUAUAUCCCCAUUUGGUCCAAUAAAAAAAAGACGUUGGACGGAAGAAGAACGUAAUGCAAUAAUUCAAGAAUUUCAAAAAGAAAUUACCAUUUCACAACUGCCAUCGAACAAGAAAAUUCUCCAAAUAAAGGAAAAAAAUAAAUGCUUAGUUAAUCGAUCUGUUGCUCAAAUUAAAACAUGGAUUCAUAACUAUAUAUCUGGCAAAAUUAAACGUCAUUAAUGCACAAAUGUUUAUUAAAAAUAUUUAAAUAUUUAAUUCAAAAACAAUAUGUGGAUUACUUAAAUUUAAAAAAUUGCAAAAAUAAGUAAAAUAUAUAAUAUUAGUUAUUUUGAUACAAUGAAUCAAAUAUUAACGUGUUGUUGCGAGAAUUUCAUAAAAAAAGUUAGAGAAGCGGUACUGCGCAAAGCCAUUUAUUUUAAAAUAUAUCGAUAUUAAAUGUUUAUGAUUAUGUGGGCAAUAUGUUAUUAUAAAUGUAUCAUUAUAUAUGUGUUAUUAUAUAUGCUUAUAUACAGUAUACUAUUGUACCGAAAAUAUUUUAAGUUACCAUAUAAACAGGAGAAAAGGCAAUUAAAAGCUAGCGCAGUAUAAUUUAAACAUAUUUUAUUACAAUUAACUUACAUUGACAUUA
This is a messenger RNA of Cataglyphis hispanica, 1858 nucleotides long. RefSeq lists its product as uncharacterized. The transcript is spliced from 5 exons. Lineage: Eukaryota; Metazoa; Arthropoda; Insecta; Hymenoptera; Formicidae. The coding region runs from base 1 to 1449 and encodes 482 amino acids. The record is from RefSeq and is a predicted model, not a curated record.